AUGAAAAUAGGAUUUUAAAGCUAAAUUUUCCAAUAAAAUGAAUAAUAAUAAUAAUAAUUGCUUGCACAUUAAAAAAUAUAAUAAUUAAUUGAAAGGACUCAACUAUAAAAUGUUUACCAAAGUUAAUAAUAUAAUUUAUAGAAAAAUAAAGAAUUUUUAGAUCAAAUUGAAUUUAAUGUAGAUUAUAAAGGAGAUAUUCUACUUAAGUUAAACCAAUAAAAUUCUUAAAGUUUUAACUUUGAUGAUGAAAUUUAUAAGAUUCAAGAUAUUUUGGUGUAAUAAAAUAGGUUUUAAUAUAAUUAUUAACACAUUUCUUUUACUAAUAAAUUCAAACUAUCAAUUAAUAAUAUUAUCCAUCUGAUAUUGAUACUUCAACAAUACGAAUAAUUAUUAAUGCAGAUUUUGGUUUUACUCAAAUUCAUAGAAAUAGAGAGGCUUUGA
Molecule: messenger RNA, 441 nt
Organism: Paramecium pentaurelia
Lineage: Eukaryota; Ciliophora; Oligohymenophorea; Peniculida; Parameciidae
Source: the annotation of a GenBank genome assembly